Molecule: messenger RNA, 1011 nt
Organism: Helianthus annuus (common sunflower)
Lineage: Eukaryota; Viridiplantae; Streptophyta; Magnoliopsida; Asterales; Asteraceae
Product: bromodomain-containing protein 4-like
Exons: 1
Coding region: 1-1011 (336 amino acids)
Source: RefSeq, a predicted model, not a curated record
AUGCUGGUCGAUGAACCAGAGGAAGAUGAAACAGAAGCUGAUGCUGAAAGAGAUCAAGGUCGUUUAUCUCCUGAAUCUGAAAAGUUAUUGAAGUCUCUUAAUGAAAAUUUUGAAGCUGAGAAAGCGGCUGGUGAGAAAGUGGGUGACGAUGAAGAGAAAAGUUCAUCCGGUUCUAAAGAAAGUGAUGUUGAUGCUGAAACUGAUCAAUGGAUCAAAUCAAACUAUGAUCCAAGAGAUAGAUUGAUAAAAAGGAAAAGAAAGAGGAGUGCAGACGAUGAUAAAGAUGAAACGUAUGUUCCAUCACCAGAACAUGUUCAAGAUGUACAAACACCACCUUCUGCAGGUAGAAGGAAGUCAACGUCGAGGAAACAUGUUCAAUCUCCAGCAGCACGAAAGUUGAAAAUCAAGCUCAAAACAAAACCAACAUCAGAACCACAAAACAAACAACCGUCUCCACCACAUCAGUCACCAACAUCUGAACCUCAACCAAAAUCACCACCAAAACAACCAUCACCACCACAACAACGACAACCAUCACCUGAUAUUUUACAAUCUAUCCAAUUUUCACCACAACUUCAUAUUUCUCCACCUAUUCAUCAACAACCACCAAUAACUUCACCACAUAUCUUACAAACACCACCAACCACACAACCACAAGUUCAAACUACGCCUGGAUCUUCUGGUUUCAAUGAUUUUCCACCUAUUCCGGAGGAUAUAUCUCUUGAAAAAAUUGGAGAUUUUAACUUUGUAACUGAUCAUGUUGUGAAGAAGUUACAAAAGAAGAUGGAUGAUGUGCUAACUGAGAAAAAGAAGCUAGAAAAGCAUGUCAAGACUGUUGAAGCUGAAAACUCAUCUCUAUUGAAAAGAGUUGAAGCUGAUCAAGCUGAUAUUGACAUACUUAAAGUUAGAAUAGUGGAGUUAGAAGAAGAUAAGGCCCGGAGAGACGAACAGAAUGAGUAUUUCAAGCUGAAAAAUAAAGAAUUAGAAGCCAACAACACAAAGAAAGUGUAG